CAGUUCCAGCCCUUCCACUACCAAACAGACCGUUAUUGUAGCAUGGCAUCUGGACAGCCAAACAAGAGAGAUUGAUCCUGAAAAACCCUAAGACGAACGCAAGUAGCUUUGGUAAUCCAUCCCUUCCCUCAGUCCCGGGCUUAUCGAUUCAUGCGAGAUGGCAUUGACGAAUUUAAUUCUCACUGUGGCUGGCGUUAGUGCUGUAGUCCUCCUCCUGAGGAGUGAUGUCAAGCAAUCAGCUUCAAUUUUUAGGCGCAAUAUUAAGCACAUCCGCAACUGGAUUGAGGAAGAGACCGCUGCCUCCAAGGCUGCAGAGAAUGCUAAGCCUAAGGAACUGGAAACAAAGGCUCCACAUAAAGAUGUUCCAAAAGAGGACAAGCACUAGGGUCCAUAUUUUGCACUUCUAGAUUUGAGUUAUGGGAGUUCCUAGUUUCUUUUUGUUUAUGAGUUAAUUCAGAUUGUCCAGGAAAGACUUGACCAAGCGCUUUGAUACUAUUAGUAGUAGGGAGGAAAAGAAACGUCUUCAAUGUCAGGCUUUCAAGCCAUCUGCUGAAAAGAUUAUAGCACUUGUUCUGAUCCAUGGAUUCUGGGUUCUUUUGGGUUGAUCUUCCCAUGUAGAUUCUCUUUCUUUAACUGAUUUUCUUUUGUAAGAUUUAUAUGCUAGUUUUUGGGCAUAUUUCUGUCCAUGGAUUUACUAUAUGAAAUCUCUAGCUUGUGAUUGUUCAUUUCUGCCA
Molecule: messenger RNA, 734 nt
Organism: Tripterygium wilfordii
Lineage: Eukaryota; Viridiplantae; Streptophyta; Magnoliopsida; Celastrales; Celastraceae
Exons: 3
Coding region: 158-385 (75 amino acids)
Source: RefSeq, a predicted model, not a curated record